Rotaria sordida is the source of this 535-nucleotide messenger RNA. Lineage: Eukaryota; Metazoa; Rotifera; Eurotatoria; Philodinida; Philodinidae. The record is from the annotation of a GenBank genome assembly.
UAUUGAUCUAGAAUUAACAAAAUGUAUGCCUAUGCCAAAUAUGAAUUUACCUAAUAUAAUUGAAAAGCAAAAUUUAACAACCGGUUCAAUAACAUGGACAAAUAUUGAAUCAUUAAAAAAAUUAACAAAAUUACCAAUUAUUUGUAAAGGUAUACUUUCAACAAUUGAUGCACAAUUAGCAAUUAAACAUGGUGCAGAUGGAAUUCUUGUUAGUAAUCAUGGUGGACGACAAGUUGAUACAGCACCUCCAGCUAUUGAAUGUUUACAAGAUAUUAUUAAUGUUGUUAAUGGACGUGCACAAGUAUUUGUUGAUACGGGUAUUCGAACAGGAACUGAUGUAUUAAAAGCACUAGCAUUAGGUGCACAAGCUGUUUUUAUUGGUCGACCAGUUUUAUAUGGAUUAGCUUGUGGUGGACACGAUGGAGUUAAAACAGUAUUAAAUAUAUUAAAGCGUGAAUUAAUUUACGAUAUGGCUUCUUGUGGAAUAACAUCAAUCGAUCAAAUUAAUAAAGAUGUUCUUUAUAAACAUACAUAA